AUCAUAGAAUUUGCAGACGCUGAAGCACAAUGUCGAUGCCGUCGCCGUUGCCUUUUCUCAUCCGGCGGCACUCAAGUGACGAUUUAAAGAACUUGACGUCGGUUUCCAGCAGCCUCUUGCCCGCGUUUGGAACGGUUGUGAAUGGUGGAUACACGCACCUGAAUAAAUUCGUGGUAGUUCCAUAUGACAGAAGAUAUCGGUGGUGGCAAACUUUCCUGGUGGUGUUAGUGGUGUACUCUGCGUGGGCAUCUCCCUUUGAGCUUGCCUUCAAGAAAGUGGCAACUGGGUCUCUUUUACCCGUUGAUCUGUUGGUGGAUGCAUUCUUUGCCCUUGAUAUCGUGUUGACCUUCUUCGUCGCUUACUUGGAUAAAUCCACCUAUCUCCUCGUUGACGAUCAUAAGAAGAUAGCUGUACGUUACCUUACAAGCCUGUGGUUCCCCAUGGACGUAGCCUCCACUCUUCCAUUACAGGCAAUACACAGAAUUUUGACUGGAAAGAUGUACCGCAGUGAGGCCUUCGGUUUCCUCAAUUUACUUCGGUUCUGGCGACUAAGGCGUGUUGGUGAGCUCUUCACAAGGUUGGAGAAAGACAUACGCUUUAGUUACUUCUUAACAAGACUCGUCAAACUAAUUUGUGUUACACUGUUGGCAGUUCAUUCAGCUGGUUGUUUCUACUAUUGGCUAGCAGUUCAUCAUAAAGAACCAGGAAAUACAUGGAUUGGAGUUGAAGUUGAAGAUUUUGAGAACAGGAAUAUCUGGGUUGGGUACACGUAUUCGAUAUAUUGGUCCAUUGUCACACUUACUACUGUCGGUUAUGGCGACUUGCAUGCAGUUAAUUUAGGUGAGAAGAUUUUUAGCAUCUGCUACAUGCUAUUCAACAUUGGCCUCACAUCUUAUUUGAUCGGAAACAUGACAAAUCUCAUUGUUCAUGGUGCUGUCCGAACAUAUAUCAUGAGGGAUUCCAUAAAUGAGAUUCUGCGUUAUGGAAGCAAGAAUAGACUGCCAGAAGGCUUGAAAGAUCAAAUGUUGGCGCACAUGCAGCUCAAGUUCAAGACAGCAGAGUUGAAGCAAGAAGAGGUGUUGGAGGAUUUACCUAAAGCGAUCAGAUCCAGUAUUGCCCAGCACCUUUUCGGACAAACAGUUGAGAGUGCAUACUUAUUCAAGGGGAUCUCUGAAGAUCUCAUCGUUCAAUUGGUAUCUGCGAUGAAAGCAGAGUACUUUCCACCUAAAGUUGAUAUCAUAAUACAAAACGAGAUACCAACAGAUUUCUACAUUUUGGUGUCUGGAUCAGUGGAUAUGAUAUCGUACAAGAAUGGAAAUGAACAGGUUUUGGCAAAUCUGGAAUCUCCACAGAUGGCAGGGGAAAUUGCUGUGAUGUUGAAUAUUCCACAGCCAUUUACAGUGAGAACUAAAAGACUCUCCCAAGUCAUCAGGAUCAGUCACCAUCAUUUUAAGCAAAUUUUACAAUCAAACAAUGAAGAUGGAAAAAUCCUUCUCUCCAACUUCACUGAGCACUUGAAGGGGUUAAAAAGGGGGGAGCAAAACGAAAUACCCUACUUUGCAGAAUUUCUGGAAGACAUAAAUACAGAGCGUACAGAGCCAAAUGAGAAACAAAAUCAAAGAGUACCUUAUCAUGGUGAUCAAAAAAUGGAAGGAAGACCAAAAGCAUCGAAACAAUUUCCACCUACAAAUUCCAUCAGGGUGAUAAUCCACGGGCACCAUCCAGAUGAAAGUACAGAAGACGGCAACAGUAUGGGAAAACUGAUACUUCUGCCUAAGUCAAUUGAAGAACUUUUCGGAUUGGCAGGGAAAAGAUUUGGCAAGAGAGGGAGCUCAAUUCUCAUGGCUGAUGGCUCUAAAAUAGAGGACUUGAAUGUUUUAAGAGAGGGUGAUCAUUUAUUCUUUGUUUGAAGACAAAAUUCAUAUCUGCUUGGUUUUUACAUGACCCAAGGCCUAAAUGAUGACGUGGUAUUCGACUAUCAAGAAACAAGUGAUGAGUCACGGUGUACAUACAUAAAAGGGAUACGUAUUGGCUGAAAUGUGCAGAAACUUUGAGAGAAAUCUUACAGCGUUCCCCCUCCGUUGUUGAGCAUGUCUAAAACAGUGUAAGCAGCUUGUUGAAAUUGUUGUUUCUCUUCCUC
Molecule: messenger RNA, 2140 nt
Organism: Cucurbita pepo subsp. pepo (vegetable marrow)
Lineage: Eukaryota; Viridiplantae; Streptophyta; Magnoliopsida; Cucurbitales; Cucurbitaceae
Product: potassium channel KAT3
Biological process (GO): potassium ion transport; transmembrane transport
Cellular component (GO): membrane
Molecular function (GO): voltage-gated potassium channel activity
Source: RefSeq, a predicted model, not a curated record